Molecule: messenger RNA, 2625 nt
Organism: Paramuricea clavata
Lineage: Eukaryota; Metazoa; Cnidaria; Anthozoa; Malacalcyonacea; Plexauridae
Source: the annotation of a GenBank genome assembly
AUGCCAGAAUACAAGCUUCAUUAUUUCAGUCUUCGUGCACGCGGCGAACCAAUUAGGUUUAUACUGAAGUUAGCUGGGGUUAAAUAUACUGAAGUCACAUAUGAUUGGGGAUCUGAAGAGUGGGCCAAAGCAAAGAAAGGUACUGCCGUAUAUUGUGAAUUAUUUAUAUAUGAACUGCAGAAUGGUUCUUGGGAUAGGUAAUGAUAAAUUAGUAUACGUAGAUCAUCUUUCCCUUCCCAUUUUGUGCAUGUGCCAUGAUGUCUUAUUAAUUAACUAUGUAGGUGCAAUAUGUGACGAUACUCACAUAGAGCAAAAAUCCAUGGUUGAGUUACUUGAGUACAUGUAAAUCUGCCCUAGAUUCCUGGAACAUUUUUCAUUCUUCUGGCAACAAAUGUAAUAUUUCGGCUAGCAUACAGUAUAAUGCAAUAAAUGUUAGGCUAUAAGAGUAUAUAACAUUUCAAGAUAUUCAAAGGAUUGUUGGGAACACUUAGAUUAAUAUUGUCCAGUCCAGUACAUUGUUGAAAGUCUACUAAAUAAACUAAAUAUAUCGCAUAAAUAUGAAAGAUAUUACUAAAGAGACCAAAUGAAAGCCUCUCAAACCGUUACUGAGUAAAAAGACCGCUCUAUAGAGCGUUAACUCGCGCUGGGGCUAUAGAAAUACGCACAAUUAGAUGGCACUAAAAUCAUAUGGCCAAUUGAAGAAACAGAAGAAUUGUCACCUCAGUUGCUAUUCAAUUCAUUCAUGAACUAUUAAGAACUAUAUGUUGCUUACAUGAAGUAUUCCGUUUUGUAACGUACGAAAAUUGUUUGGAAAUUGGAGAACGCGUGCCGAAAACCUAUAUUCGCCAGAGUAUACCCCAACAAGUAAUUACUGGAUGAGGCUGAGCAUUAUAUAUAUAUAUAUAUAUAUAUAUAUAUAUAUAUAUAUAUAUAUAUAUAUAUAGCUUAAGAUUUUGGUUUACGAAACACAAACAGUGCUCAAUACCAUAUAGAUAGAGCGUAAUAUAGUUUUUCGUUUUACCUUCAAAAAACCACAACAGUCUGUUUCAUCCGUAUAGGAAUUAACUAUGUAGGUGCAAUAUGUGACAACAGUCUGUUUCAUCCGUAUAGGAAUUAACAUUAUAGGAAUUAAUAUAUAUAUAUAUAUAUAUGAUUCCUAUACGGAUGAAACAGACUGUUGUGAAACACUCAUCAAACAUAAAACAAAACCGAAUUUCAUAGUUUAGUUUAGUUUAGUUUAGUUUAGUUUAGUUUAUAGUUUAGUUUAGUUUAGUUUAGUUUAGUUUAUAGUUUAGUUUAUAGUUUAGUUUAGUAUAGUUUAGUUUAGUUUAGUUUAGUUUAGUUUAGUUUAGUUUAGUUUAGUUUAAUGGUACAACUGCUUGGUAUCAAAGCACAGUAGUCUCCUGUGCAUACCUAUUUUACGUACAGGUCACAUGCAAGUAAUAUGAUCUAAUAUCGCUAAGUAGUACAGAUCAGUGGUUAUCACUGGUAUAUAGCAUGCGCAGGAGAUCCAAAGCUCAUCUCGAAAUCUUUUUAGUUAGUACAGUCAUCACAUGAACCAAGGCAGCCUAUUGCCUUUUACUAACUUUUGGUCUUUUUACAGAUUGCUCAAAAUAUGCAUUUGGAACAAUGCCAGUCCUAGAAAUUGAUGGAACUCCUAUUUCACAAAGCAUGGCAAUAAUGAGAUACCUUGGAAAAGAAUUAGGUGACAAUUGCAAACUUUUAUAAACACUAUAACUUUACCAUUGUCUAUUUUGGCAUUUCGCUACGUAGUUCGUACACGCUGGUCAUAUUCAGCAAAUAUUCUUCCAGUAUCGCAGGCACGCAUUUUCAGCGGACUUGCGGUGAGAGCUAAUAUAGGUUAGGGGUUAGGAGUUAGGGUUAGGUUUAAAGUUAGGGUUAUAGGGUUAGGGUGUGUAUAUAUGUAUAUGGAGGUAUCCAGUUGACUUUGCAGUACACUAUAAUACCCAUUACACAACGUUUACUAUAUUGGUGCGCGAAACAUGACGAUUACCAAAAAUUGAAACUUCUGCAUUUUUCAAAGAACUGGCUACUUUCUGUAAGAUGUCCGUUGACAACAACCUCAUGUUUACUCACGUAAAUCCGGUUUCUAUUGGUCCAUUUUCAAUUCCACCUGUUAUUUACGACAGCUAUACCACAAUCGACAGACUUUUUUAGGUCCAUCAUUUUACAAAGAGUGUCGCAGGAAUAUUUUCCUAACAAUUCUGCGCAAGCCAAAAACGUCCGUCGCAAGUAAACUUGGCACUAGCAUUAAUUGAUACUCCGCUUAGACAGUGAAGAUUCCAUGCAGAUAAAAGAGGUAUUUCCCAAUGGAGUUAAUGCAUCCCACUGCGUUAGAAGAAAACCGGUAUAGGCAAAAAUCACGGGAAUAAUCACUUUUUUACGCAAAACCAAAACGACUUGUGGGACAUAGCGACCUUAACUACGGAGUGUUGGAACUAUCGAUGGCACAUGUGCACUAUGGUUAAAUUUAUUAAUUCUUCAGGAUACGCACCUGAUGAUAACCUUCAGCAAGCUAAAGCAGAUGCUAUUGGUGACGAGUGUCAGGAUAUUGUCAGUAAAUAUUUAUGGCAAUAUUUCCUUGAAGCAGAUCCAGAAAGAAAG